This is a messenger RNA of Conger conger (European conger), 1137 nucleotides long. RefSeq names its product forkhead box I2 (gene foxi2). The record is from RefSeq and is a predicted model, not a curated record. The coding region runs from base 1 to 1137 and encodes 378 amino acids. Gene Ontology annotation, molecular function: RNA polymerase II cis-regulatory region sequence-specific DNA binding; DNA-binding transcription factor activity, RNA polymerase II-specific. Gene Ontology annotation, biological process: anatomical structure morphogenesis; cell differentiation; regulation of transcription by RNA polymerase II. Lineage: Eukaryota; Metazoa; Chordata; Actinopteri; Anguilliformes; Congridae. The transcript is spliced from 2 exons.
AUGAACUCCAUUGAUCCGCAAGCCCAUCACACCUCUCCUACAGUCAGCCCACACCAGCCUCAGCACAGAAGCGCCCAGGAAGCCCCGGAGAUGGCCGUUUAUUGCGAUAACUUCAGUAUGUACCACCAGCAGAGUCUGCACGGAGCGCAGAGACCCAGCGGUUACGGGCUGGGGGACUACACGUCCUCCUCAAACCCUUACCUGUGGCUGAACGGACCGGCCGUCAAUUCCACGACGCCAUACCUCCACGGAAACAACUCUGCGCCGUUCAUGCCACCUUCCUACGGGUCGCAGCGGCAGUUCCUGCCCAACUCGUCCGGAUUCGCGGGCGCAGACUUGGGUUGGCUCUCCGUGGCCAGUCAGGAGGAGCUGCUGAAGCUGGUGCGGCCACCGUACUCUUACUCUGCGCUCAUCGCCAUGGCCAUCCAGAACGCUCACGAAAAGAAACUCACCCUGAGUCAGAUCUACCAGUACGUGGCGGACAACUUUCCUUUUUAUAAGAAAAGCAAAGCCGGCUGGCAGAACUCCAUCCGCCACAACCUAUCGCUGAACGACUGCUUCAAGAAGGUGCCCCGAGACGAGGAUGACCCAGGAAAGGGUAACUACUGGACGUUGGACCCUAACUGCGAGAAAAUGUUCGACAACGGAAACUUCCGCAGAAAGAGGAAGCGCCGGUCGGACUCCAGCAACGGGCUUCAUGGCAACACUAAAGUGGAGGAAGGGCGAUCUGCUCAAGUCAUCAAGUCUUCCGACAGUCCCCCCCUCAUGGAGCCUUCUUCUCCGGAGCUGGACUCCAGUGAGGACCAAAAAAGUGUGUCGCCACCGGGACUAUCCACUGCGCCCUGUUUUAACAACUUCUUCAGCAGCAUGUCCGCCCUCGGCUCUGGGGCCCCGGGCAGGCAAGCCUCUCUCGGACUGGUAAACGAGCUGUCAAGCCGUAAUAUCACAGCCGCCAGCCCCUAUCACACAAAUUCUUCUCAGGACAGUGGGACCCCUGAGCUUUCGGACAGCCUGCACCUCAACCGCGGAGUCUACUACAACUCAUUCAGCGGGCAGAAUGGACCGUUCAACGGACACUUCUACAACAGUUUCAGUGUUAACAGUUUGAUAUACCCAAGAGAGGGGACAGAGGUGUAG